AUGAGCAGCGCAAAGAAGAAUUUCUCGAUGCCCAGCAAGAGCAUUUGGAGAAAAGCACUCGAUCCAAACACCAACGAAAUCUACUUCUACCACACCACCACCAAGGCGACUCAGUGGGAUCGUCCUGAGGACUACGACACAGAGGAGGACGAGGCCUUCGAGCUGCUGAAGGAGAAGUCCAAGGGAGGAAGCAACCUUCUGCUUGACGCCAUGGUGGGCAAGAUCCUCGAGUACGCCCUCUAUAUCGGGAUUGAUCCUACCACCGAGCCCCAUCUCCUUUGGAUCGCCGAAGAAGGUGUAGCAGCUGAGCUGCCUGAGGACUACACUCAGCACACGAACAAGAAGGGCGAGGUGUACUACUUCAACAACAAGACGAAGAUAAGUCAGUGGGAGCAUCCUCUGGACCAGAAGUACAAGGAGCUCGUGGUGAUCAAGAGAGCGGAAGCGACGGGUUCACCGUCCCAGCACGAGGACGGGCAGGCAGGGUUGGAGCACAUGGAGGAAGUAGUUCCCAUGACACUGGUCAGCAAGAUGGCUCCUCCCACUGGCUUCCUGUGGUGA
Molecule: messenger RNA, 561 nt
Organism: Guillardia theta CCMP2712
Lineage: Eukaryota; Cryptophyceae; Pyrenomonadales; Geminigeraceae
Exons: 10
Coding region: 1-561 (186 amino acids)
Molecular function (GO): protein binding
Source: RefSeq, a predicted model, not a curated record